AUUGAAAAACAUGUAAAAAUUUUAAAUGAGAUGUAUAUGAAAGAAGGAAGCACAAGUUCCCACAUAUCGUUGAUUCAUAUAGGGCACGCAUGUUCUUCUCCUACCUCUAGUUUUUCUAAUGACUUUAAUAAAUCCUGGAAUGAUUUAUCAGACAUUUCUUCAGAAGAUUCCAUUCCUAAAGAACAUGUUUUAAAAAAGGAUGCGCCCGUUAAAGAUUUUGAACUCGUUAGUUUACUUGAUGGGGAAUCAUCACAUACCAUACUGCCGGAUCAAAAUGAAGUUAAGGAUAAAGGACCAAUAAAGCAAAAUAAUAAUGAAAAUAAUACUGUCCCUUGCCAAAAUACGAAUGAUGUAACCACAAAAAAAUCCUUGCAUCAAUCUUCAAAGAAGGAUCACAAUAAAGAAAAUGAUAUCCAUAAAAUAAAAGGGUUUACAACAUUUAAGGGAAAAGAAAAUGAUAACACCAAAAAUUUGUUUCUUAAUGCAUCAAAAGUUUUUGAAAGCAUUACAAAAUCAACAGUUUCUGGCAUAAGGAAGCAAGGCGAUAUGCAAAAUAGGAAACCUGUUAAUAUACCUAGUCCAUUACGGGACUGUCCACAUCCUGAUUGGAGCGACAGUAGUUUACCUAGCAUUAGUACGGUUUCCGAUUUGGACAUGGUACCCUCGAACGAUGUUUAAGAAACUAUACGCUUAAAGGAGAAUAAUCACUGGAUUCUAAAACAUUAUUCUCUGUAGGAAUUAUGAAUAUAAUUCCAAUUGACUGAAUACACAUAAACAUAAAUUUAUAUUUUA
This is a messenger RNA of Cyphomyrmex costatus, 792 nucleotides long. RefSeq lists its product as uncharacterized. The transcript is spliced from 2 exons. Lineage: Eukaryota; Metazoa; Arthropoda; Insecta; Hymenoptera; Formicidae. The record is from RefSeq and is a predicted model, not a curated record. Bases 31 to 678 code for a protein of 215 amino acids.